This is a messenger RNA of Callorhinchus milii (elephant shark), 3498 nucleotides long. RefSeq names its product inner centromere protein. Gene Ontology annotation, cellular component: kinetochore; nucleus; midbody. Lineage: Eukaryota; Metazoa; Chordata; Chondrichthyes; Chimaeriformes; Callorhinchidae. Bases 88 to 2886 code for a protein of 932 amino acids. Gene Ontology annotation, molecular function: protein serine/threonine kinase activator activity. Gene Ontology annotation, biological process: metaphase chromosome alignment; mitotic cytokinesis; meiotic spindle midzone assembly. The record is from RefSeq and is a predicted model, not a curated record. The transcript has 18 exons.
GCAGUGCUGGGACCGUUGGCGGCUCUCGCUCGCUCGGUCGGUAUCGUUGACGUGUAUCGCUCUCCGCGGCGGGCGGUCAGGGACACCAUGGCUUUCAAAACAGUUCAUGCAAUGGUGGACACGGAUAACUUGCUGAAGAUUUUUGGUGAGAAACUGGAGUUUGUUGAGCGAGAAUUCAAAGAAAACCAUAAAGUAUGGCUGGAAGAGAUUCAGGAGGUGGCCAGAAAGAUGUUUAUCAGUGACUUCAGUGCAGAACCCGAGCUGAUGCCCAAAACACCUUCGGAGAAAAAGCGGCGUUGCAGGAGACGUCAAUCCUCCACACAAGAUGUCUAUAAGAGGAGGUUUUCUAGAAGCAGGAAGAGUCUGAGGCGUUCCUCCGUCAAGCAUCUGAAAGUGCAAAGCCAAGCUAAUGAGGAAGACUGCAGCCAAGUGCCUGAGGGGGAGGUUCAGCCUGUACGUCUGACACGUGCUGCAACCCGUUCCAUGGCUGCUGCGGGUGUGCCAGCGGCAAAGCGCAAAGUGUCCUCCAUUGUAUCAGUCAAUGGGCGGGUUCCAUUGAUUGAACUGUCUUUGAAUGAUUGUAAGAAUCCGGAGAUGUACCAAAAAGGCCAAGCGUCACCCAAACAUCCAGAAGUUAUCCUGCUGUGCUCUGAAGAUGAUAAAUAUCCCCAAAAAGAAGCUGAGGCAAAGAUACUUCCAAGUGAGCUUGAUGUUCUUGAGACUGUGAGUCCUAUCGCUCCUGGGAGCUCGAGAACACCAGGCCGCGAGGCAUCCAAGUUGAAAAUAGCGUCUGCUGCCAGUAAAGAGAGCACAUCUGACCAGGAAUCUGAGAUUGAGCAAGUGGCGGCUGAUAGCGAUGUCCUCCCUGAGACAGAUGAGUGUGUUCCCUUGAGCACCAGGAAACCCGUCCGCAGAAGUACCCGGCGUUCCAGCUUCGCCAGGCUGACCAGAUAUUCCCUGAGUUUACAACGGAGUGCCAUUUCACAAGAGGCCAUCAGGAAAUCCAUUCGGAAAUCAGCCUCCAGGAGGAGGAGUGUGCUUGAGUACUCCACUUCUAGCAAUCAAAGCUCCUUUGAAAAAAUUGAAGAGAAUGAAAAGGAAUGCAUUAAGGCAAAUGUCGACAAUGUCUCUGACCAGGAGCAGCAGGAGCAACAAAAACAGGAACCAGCAGCGCAGGUUCCUGAGGCACCAGAGUACAGAGUCACAAGAAGUGCCAAAAGAAUUGCUAUCAGUUCUGCAGAACCAGCGCAGAAAGCUUCUGGGUCUGAGACACAAACAUGGAAAGAUUCUGCAGAGGCACAGGAAGAAGAGGAGCAAUAUUCUGCACCUGAACAGAGUUCGAGGAGGAAGAGUUAUAAGCGUGCAGUAGCUGAAGUCUAUGAUGAGACUGAUGUGGUGGAAGGAGCUAAGGAUUCUCCACCCAGGAAGAGGACUCCUUCACCACCUUGUCCAGCUGCCAAGGUGAUUCGUCCAAUGUCCAAAACCUUCCUCCAGACGGUUCAGAGGAAUCAGCUGCUUAUGACCCCGAUGUCUCUCAGCCGUACAAUGGUGAAAUCCUUCAUUAAACGCAGCACUCCAAUAAAGGUGGACACUAAGGAGAAGGAGAGGGUACGUCUCGCAAAAAUUAAGAAAAAACAAGAGAUGGAGGAGGAGAGGCUGCAGAGGGUUGAGGAAGAGAGGAAACGUAAACUAGAAGAAGUUAAAAAGAGGCGCGAGUUGCGGGUGAAACGAGUUCUGGAAACGCGGGAGCGAGUCGAACAAAAGGAGGAGGAGAAGAAAAAGCGAAUUGAACAGAAGUUUGCUCAGAUUGAUGAGAAAACUGAAAAGGUGCGUGAGGAAAGAAUUGCUGAGGAAAAGGCAAAGAAGAAGGUUGCAGCCAAGAGGAUGGAGGAAGCAGAAGCUCGGCGGCGGCAAGAGGAGGAAGCUCGGAAACAGAAACUGCAGCAGCUGGAGGAGGAGGAGCGCAAGCGGGAGGAGCUGCUUCAGCGCAAGAAAGAGGAGGAGCAGGAGCGGCAGCGUAAGCUGGCCGAAGCCAGGAAGCUGCAGGAGCAGCGGCAGGCCCAGCUGGAGAAGGAGCAGCAGCAACGAGACUUGCAUCUCGCUGCAGAGCGGGAACUGGAGAGGAGAAAAGAGCAGGAACGCAUCCAAGCCGAGAGAGAGCGUGAGCGCCUGGAGAAGGAAAAGGCCUUGCAGUUACAGCGAGAGCUGGAGAGAACUGCACGUGAAGAUGCUGCACUGGAGGCUCAGCGAGAGAAGGAAAGAAUUCGCAAGGAAGCACAAGAGAGAGAACAAAAGCGGGAAGAACAACGAUUGGCAGAGUUCAACAAGCAGCGUUUAGAAAAGAAAGUUAAAGAGGAGCAGGAGAGGCUGCAGCGGGAGAACCAGGAGAUGAUGAAGAAGGAACGAGAUAACGAGAAUAAACUUCGUGAAGAACAGGAAAGAAAAUGGAAGGAAGAGCAGGACAGAAAAGCUAAGGAGGCAGUGUGUGCAGGCAACAAAAACAUGCUCAAUGUUACUGUGGAUGUGCACUCUCCAGCCACUGAGUCCUAUAUUAUGACUCCCAAGAACUAUUCAAAACCCAAGAUGCCUAAAAUAAAUGUGGAAAGCUAUGGAAUGGACCUGGCGAGUGAUGACUCCACUGAUGAUGAGGUUACCCCACGGAAACCCAUCCCUGCCUGGGCUAAUGGUAAAGCCCUUCAACAACAGAUCAUGUAUGAGUAUUACCACCCAAUUGAGUCGAACGACUUCUAUGGAGUCCUUCUUGAGCCCAGACUAGAGCAUAUCUUCGGCAAGAGCAAGCCGCGUUACUUUAGACGCACCAGUUCUGCAGUGUGGCACUCACCACCUCAAAUCAUUGGCUCUAUCUUUGGCCUCAAGAAAUACUAAAGCCUUCGAGUGGGGAAAAUAUAAUUCCCAAUCACUGUAAGAUGUAGUUCUGCCGUCUAUGUUGCUGUCGAUUUGACUUCUUAUAUCAUCGGUUUAUAGCCUAAUUUUUUUACCUUCUGUCCUCUUUGGUAUAAUAGAAACCUUGUAGAUAGAUAGACUUUUUCCUGAAUGUGGAGUGGUGGUGAGCCUGCUCGUCUCUCGGGACCUUUAUUAAGUAUGGUUGUGUUUAGUAUAUUGGGAUUGUUUUAGUUUGUUUCAGUCAUACAACUGAGCAUUUUUCAUAAAAUACUUUUUUUCCUCUACUGAAGAAUGCUUGAUCUUGGGCCUGUGUAGGCUGCCUUUCCAGACAGCACAGCACGUGCUUUCAGACAGGAGGCUGAGGUGUUGUUCUUUCUUUCCUAGGUCAGUAUAGUGGUUCAUUCAGAUGAGAAGAGAGCCUGAGCAGGACUGCUUUUUGCCUUCAGUGCAAUAGUCCCUCAGAUAACAGGGAAAGUCCUGAAAUGAGGAAUCCUGCUCACAGAGGCUAUAUUAUGAAAGGGAGUGUUUUAUUUUUUUGAUCUUGAGUUUUAAAAAAAACUUCACUGAACUUCAAUAAAGAGCUAAUGUAAUGUG